AUCGGCCGGCUGAAGUCUCUGACGCGGUUCGUGCUGAUCGGGCUGUACCUCACCGACCUGCCAGAGGAGCUAGGCGACCUGGUCUGCCUGGAGCAGCUCUACUGCUCGGGGACCGCCGUCAGGGCGAUACCCGAGCGGACCUCCAGUCUGGAGCGCCUCUGGGACUUGUAUUUCGACGGGAAUCAGCUGCGGUCGCUUCCUGAGGUCAUGCCAGCGCUGAUGGAUAGCUUCAAAGUGUCUGGAAACGAACUCACGAGCCUCCCCAAUGACAUGCCAGGCCAUGCGUCGAUUGAAAGCAUCCGCGCGUCCGGGAACCGGCUCGCGCGGAUACCAGAUUCUCUCUGCGCGAUGGACAGGCUCUGCGAGGUGCUGCUGCAGGGCAACGAGCUGCGGGCGCUCCCCGAACAGCUCGGUCGGUGCAGGUCGAUUCGGACGCUGCUGGUGCACGACAACCACCUCGAGAAACUGCCAGAGUCCGUCACCCAGCUGGCAGAACUGCGGUGGCUGUACGUGUACGGCAACCGACUCCAGGAUCUGCCGAGGGGGCUGCUCAAGUCGGCCCUGCUGCUGGAGAGGCUGCUGGUCGAGGACAACCCCCUUAGCGCCGCGACGAUGGAGGACCUCUUCCUGGACGUGCCGAGCAGCCUGCGGACCUUCGGCGUAGACAGCCGCCAGGUCUGCACCCUGGCCGCCGCGCACGAGGCGGCGGGGCAGAAGGUGCCGCCCUGCCCGCCGGCGUGUGCCACGUCUGGCUGGAUGCUGCCCUGGCCCCGGCUCUACGCCAAGCUCCUCCCCGCCUCGCAGCUCCGGCGGCCCGCUGGCGUGCUGCCGCUGUGCUCGCCGCAGCCCGCCUACGGAGGCGACCUGCUGGUGGUGGCCUUCGCAGCAAGCCAGGGGGAGCCGGAGUGGUUCGGCUGCCUGGGGCAGGCACAGGGCAAGGUGGUGCGGAGCCCCGUGCAGUCGUUCGCAGACCUCUACGCAGAGGUCCACGACGCGCCCGUGGCGUUCGAGGGCCAACACGCAUCUGGGCGCGCAGGCGGCGCGUUAUGGACGAGGCCAGCCCUUGGCGCGCAGUCAGGCAGCGAGGCCACCUGGGGGCCAGCGGAGUGCCUUCCGCUCCGGGAUUUCGACGUGCUGUUCUUGUGCGAAACGAACGCCCAGUGGUACGCGGACACGAACCACUUGGCGCUCGCAGUGGAGGCCAAGCUCAGGGAGAUUUGCCAGCGGUACCGGCGGGUAAUGUUCGUCGGAACUUCCAUGGGCGGCUUCGGCGCCCUCUCUAACGCGCACUUGGCGAGCACGAUCGCGGUCUUCGGCCCCCAGACCGACCUGCGCCACUCCCACUUGCGCCCCGGCUUCGUGGCGAACGAGCUGGACGCUGCCACCCGGCGCAUGAGGAAGAACGUGCUGGAGGCCAUCGGCGCUGGCGCCCGCAUCGAGUACCACGUCGGGCUGGAGGAGCACCUCGUGUACGCGAGGCAGCUGCCUCUGCCUCGGCACAGCCUGGUGGUGCACCCCGUCCACGGCCGCAUCGCCAGGAACAUGGAGCGGGCGGGCGUCAUGGUGCCGCUGCUGGUGGAGCUGAUCUCCGAGCUGCAGUGCGACGCCGCGGCGGCCGAGCCGCGGCGGGCUCUGGAGGCGGCCUCGUUCGCGGAGGCCGCCGAGAGGCACGCGGAGCGCCGGCUCCUCGAGGAGGCCACGCUGGACUCGCGGUGGCCCAAGGCUUGGGACUGGUCCAGCGACGAGGAGGCCGUGCAGGUCGGGCACUGGGGCCGAGGCGGCACCCUUGCACUCGUGCGCGCCUCUGGCCGCCAGCUGUGGCUCCUCUCGCAGGACCCCGCCAGGCUCGGGGACUGCUUCUGCACGGGCUGCUGGGCGCGGAACGAGGGGAGGGCGGAGAGGUGCAAGGCCUGCAAGCGCGACGACGUCCUGUUCAGUGUUGGCUAUCCUUGGGGCGUCCGGUCGAACGGCAAGUCGAACACGUGGGCUGGCGGCCCGAGGAGCGGUGACGACGCGACAGCUGGCGCUGCGCCAGCGGCCCAGCAGGUCGGCGUGGUGGACCAGAGCGGCUGGCACUGGGGCGCCUUGCUCGGGUGGCGCUCGUGGACCGGCUUGGCCACCGUGCCGCCGUCGCAGAAGUGCGGCUGGUGCAGGCGUGAGGCGGCGAGCGGCCGCCGCGACGCGGUGGCCGACGCGUGGUUCUGCGACCGCUGCUGGGACAGAUGGGCCGCCAAUAACGAGGGCCUCCGCGCAGAGCUCCCGGCGCGCUGGUUCGUCCCGGGGGGCCAGAGGUGGGCAUGGGCCGCCCCGGGGGCGGGCGCCAGCGGCUUCAUCGAGUUCUCCAGGGGCGGCCGCCUGGACACCACGUGGGGCGCCGGCACCUGGCGGGCGGACGGCGAUGAGGUGCAGGUUGCUUUCGGCCACCCCCGGCAGCUGCGGAGGCUGCGGCGGACCGCGCGCGGCUUCAGGUGCGCCCCUGUCCAAGAGGGCGGCGGGGACUGCGCCCGCGGGUGGCCGCUCUACGGGGCCGCCGCCCGGGAUCCGCUGGCGGGCUCUCUCGCGAAGGCCGUUGCGUUGCUGCGGCGCUGGGUCGCGCAGGUCCCGCCCGCCCAGCAAGUGGCUCUGCUUUCGGCUCUGCUGGCGGCGCUGCUGGCAGGGUUGGCGGGGCGCUCUGCGAUCCGCCGCCGCGCGCGCGCCUGCCGCCGCCUUGCCCCAUACACCUCGUCCUGGUUUGUCCUCCUCCUCCUCCUCCUCCUCCUCCUCCUCCUCCUCCUCCUCCUCCUCCUCCUCAUCCUCCUCAUCCUCCUCCUGCUCCCCCUCCUCUUCCCCCUCCUUCUCCUCCUCCUCCUCCUCCUCGUUCUCCUCCUCACUCGGGGUCGGCAAAGAGGGGGGGAUGACUAG
Messenger RNA from Prorocentrum cordatum, 2901 nucleotides. Lineage: Eukaryota; Dinophyceae; Prorocentrales; Prorocentraceae. The record is from the annotation of a GenBank genome assembly.